AUGCUUGUUUAACAGUAAUAAAGAUAAAUACCUUAAACACCAAUCCCAGGAAACGCACGCAAAGUUAUUGAGAAUUUUAGUUAUGCUCUUACAGAUGCAAUUGGAAAAGGCUUUAGUUCUAUAGUUUAUAAAGGCAGAAAUGAUUAAACAAAUGAAAUAGUUGCUAUAAAGGUAAUAGAUAAAAAGGGACUUAAAACACCUUUACAUUAUCAAUUACUCAAAUCUGAAGUAGAAGCUUUAUCUUAAUUAAAUUCUCCAAAUAUCAUGAGAUUAUAUAAAGUAUACUACACUGAAAAUAAUACUUAUCUCAUCACUGAAUAUUGCGAUUCAGGAGAUCUUGGCUAAUUAGUCUCUAAAUAAGGUAUUUAAAAAGAGUCAUCUAUGUAAAAAUUAUUUUAUGGUAUCAUUCAAGGUUAUAAAUAAAUGAAAAUAAGAGGUAUAUAUAUAACAAAUUCAUCUUUAGGUAUUGUACAUAGAGAUCUUAAACCUGCCAAUAUUCUAUUAAAAGGUUUAGUUCCAAAAAUAGCAGAUUUUGGAUUUGCGACUACACCUUAAACUGUUGCAACUAUGCCUAAUGUAAAUGUUGGAUCACCAUUAUAUAUGAGUCCAUAAGCAUUCAAAAAUAGAUACUCUGAAAAAUCAGAUAUUUGGGCUUUAGGUGUAAGUCUUUAUGAAUUAUUAUUUGGAUAAGUUCCUUGGUAAGCAGGAAGUGAGAGAGAAUUAGCAUAAAAAAUGGCUACUAUACCAGUUCAUUUCCCAGGUCAUAUAUCAGAUGAAUGCAAAGACUUCAUUUAUAAAUGUUUGAUAGUAGAUGAAAUUAAAAGAGCAUCAAUUGAAGAAUUGGAAAAUCAUGUAUGGUUAUCUAAAUAAGAACUAUAACCAAUUAAAGGAAAUGGAUUCUCAAGUAUGUUUAGAAGUAAUCAUUAACAACACAAUCAUUAACAUCUUUAAAAUAAUAAUUUUACAACACCUUUGGGAGAUACUCAAAAUAAAUAAUCUAUAUCACUUUAAUAAAGAGAGUCUAAUUAUGGAAAAGAAAAUGCUAUCAUUAUUAAACAAUCAUAAUAAUCUAUAAUGUAGUAACCAUUGAAAUCUAUCAAAAGAGUAUAAGAGUCAAGAAAGGAAUCUUAAAUUAGUUAAUAAGUUAAUCAAGAAUAUUCAAGUCAAAGAGAAGAUGAAUGUUGGAAUGAAUCUAAAAAAAAUGAUUACAUCAUUCUUGCAUAAUUAAAUUUUUGUAGAUAUUUAUAUAGAGUUUGUGCUUUAAUGGAUAAACAUUGGUUUGUUCAAACUCCUUGUUUGAGAGAAAAACUAUUGUUCUUAGUUAACAAAAAUAUUAUGAUUAAAAUAAACUGUUUAAAUGAAGUCAUUAAAGGAUAAAAUUCUUUAGGAUUAGAAAAGUUUUAAUAAUAUGUAUAAAAUCCUUUGUAUUCAAAACUAUGUACAGCUAUCCAUUAAUACAAUCAAAAAUAUACUCUUUAAUUUAAUACAGUUUGGUUAUCCCUAUAAAAUCCAGACUAAAAAUAAUUAUUGGCUGUUGAUAAAAAAUUUGAUGCUGUUUUUGAUGACAAUUUUACUGAAUAUGAAUCUUUCUAUAUUAUUUUAAGUUCAAUCCUAAAAAGUGCUAUAAAGGAAAUAGAAUAUUAACUAGAAUCUAAAAUAGCUGUUUAAGAUACUUAAAUAUUAUUACCCAUCGAUAUAGAAGGUGGUGUUAUUUUACUAGAUUAUUUAAUCACUUACUUUUAAUUGGCAUCUCUUAUUUAAGAAUGUUUUGAAAAUCCUUACGAAUUUGCUAUUGAUUCUAAAAUUGAAUAAAUUGCUGAUGGUAAACCUGUUCGAUUAACUUAUGGUCACUAUAUAGAAAUAAGAAAUAAAAUAAAAUAACUUGAUAUUUGA
Molecule: messenger RNA, 1893 nt
Organism: Paramecium sonneborni
Lineage: Eukaryota; Ciliophora; Oligohymenophorea; Peniculida; Parameciidae
Source: the annotation of a GenBank genome assembly